CAUAUUCAUUCUGAUACUCAGAAGACAACCGGUAUGGCAUGAAAUCUAUGGAAUUGACGUCCGGUUGAUAUGAUAUGAUAUAAUAUGCGCGGAAAGACAUUGGUGGAUUUGAGAUACCGAAUAGCCACUACAACCAACAAGUGGCUGAGGGGCGAUUUUUUUUUUUGAUAAUGAAGAUAUGAUGAGAUGGGGAUCCUGAGUAUAUUCCUUAAUAUUUCUUUUUUUCCUUUUUUUGUUAUCUUCCAGCUUUGAACUAACUGACGAGGUAAUAGGAUUCUAUAUCUCCGCUUGCCACCAGGAUAAUAGUUAUAGGAGCUAGAUUUAUGGUUUAUGGUCUUUUUCUGGCAAUACUAGCUGCUAGAAUUUCUCUUUAUUCGCCCUCUUACAAACAAAAUUGAAGAGCUACAAUCAAUAGAACCAUGUCCAACAAGUACAUGCGCGCUACCGUCUGGGAAGGGAAACCCUACCAUAUGACAGUGAAAGAUUGGCCGAUGCCGAUAAUUCGAGAUGCUCGAGACGUCAUCGUUCGACUUACCACUGCUGCGAUCUGCGGGUCGGAUUUGCAUGAUUAUCACGGUCGUCUUGGUAGUAAGAAUCCCCCGUGGGUGAUGGGUCAUGAGGGAGUGGGGAUCGUCACGGAACUUGGUGAUGCGGUCUCUUCGCUGAAGAAGGGGGAUCGUGUUAUCGUCUCGGCGGCUCCGGCUUGCGGCUUCUGUAACAAUUGCGUGAUGAACAACUUUUCUUACUGUCUGAAUGUCAAUCCUCCGUCUGAGGGAGGUCUGUUUGGGGAGGGCGCUGAUUUCGGUAACGUCCAUGGCCAUUUUGGAGGCACUCAAGCGGAAUAUAUACGAGUACCAUUUGCAGAUGAAAGCUGCAUCCUCCUUCCGCAUGGGAAGGAUAAGGAGGCUGACUUUGUGAUGGUCAGUGACAUCUUCUGUACAGCCUGGUGGGGUCUCGGCUCCUCUGGUUUCCGGGCUGGUGAAUCGGUUGCCAUCUUUGGUGCUGGUCCAGUUGGUUUGCUGGCGGCACACAGCGCUGUUCUACAGGGUGCUCGCGUGGUUUAUAGUAUCGACCAUGUGGAUGCUCGUCUUGCGAAAGCUGGAUCCAUCGGCGCUGUUCCCAUCAACUUCACCAAGACCGACCCAAUCGCGGAGAUCAUGAAACGUGAGCCCCGAGGCACGGACCGUAGCUUAGACUGCGUUGGAUUCGAAUGCUUGAACGCUGAACUCAAGGCUGCCCCCGGCUAUGUCAUCUCACAGUGUAUCUCCGCGACUGCUCCCGGCGGUGGCAUCGGCAUCGUAGGUAUCUAUUGGCCCUCAACCGGUCCAACUGCUGGGGCACCGUACUCGGAUCCAGCCCUGAACACAUUCACUGUUCCUGUUGGAGAACUCUGGAUGAAAGGUCUCACCGUUGGCACUGGAAUUGCCGAGAUUAGAAGAUUCCAAACUCUUCUCAGAGACCUGAUUGCAAGCGGCACUGCAAAUCCGGCGUUCAUUGUCACCAAGGAGAUAGACAUUGAAGGAGUCCCUGAUGCAUACCGGGAGUUUUCUGCACACAGGCAGACAAAGAUCCUGAUUCGAUUCCUGUCAAUAGUUAUCUUGUUUUGA
Messenger RNA from Paecilomyces variotii, 1607 nucleotides. RefSeq names its product alcohol dehydrogenase. The coding region runs from base 420 to 1607 and encodes 395 amino acids. The transcript is spliced from 6 exons. The record is from RefSeq and is a predicted model, not a curated record. Gene Ontology annotation, molecular function: zinc ion binding; oxidoreductase activity. Lineage: Eukaryota; Fungi; Ascomycota; Eurotiomycetes; Eurotiales; Thermoascaceae.